Culex pipiens pallens (northern house mosquito) is the source of this 1176-nucleotide messenger RNA. RefSeq lists its product as uncharacterized. Lineage: Eukaryota; Metazoa; Arthropoda; Insecta; Diptera; Culicidae. The transcript has 3 exons. Bases 139 to 687 code for a protein of 182 amino acids. The record is from RefSeq and is a predicted model, not a curated record.
ACGUGAGUGAAAACUGUUGUCCGUGUCUAGUAGAUAGGAACGUGCCGAACCGUACAGCGUGUGCCCUCAAGAACUAGUGAUUUCUUAGUCUUGCAGCACAUUUUGGGCAGUGAAAGAAACUUUAGCAAACAAAAAACAAUGGCUGAAGGAACGUACGAGUACGAAUGCAUGCGGGCUGAACUGUUGGGCGUUGAGAAGCCUAAUCGCGAAGAGUUUGAGGAAAAAAUGAGACUCCGCAAGGAGACGGAACAAGAGGAAAUGUUGGCCGACCAGUUGACGGAAGUGGAUCUUAACGAUGAACAAAUGGGUAGUACUUCUGGAAAGAUGGAUGAACUAAACAGUAUUUUAUCAAUAACUCAACAACGAAUCAACAAAUUUAAGGUUGCUUGUGGAAGCUUAACAACUUUGCUUAAAUUCCGGCCAUCAACUCCCAGCGAAGGGGCUGCUUCAGGCGAUCAAGCUAAUGAGGCUACAUCUAGUUCGAUCAACGAUGCUCUUGAAACAUUAGAUUCCAUGAAGGAAGUUCAGAACGCUUCGGAUGCUAGUGUCGCCAAAACGGCUGCCACGGAUUUGGGACAAAAGAUGACCUGUCAGCUUGGUAAGCUCGAUGCAUUGCUUAACAAAGCGGACAAUGCUACCUACUCUAUGAAACAUCAAACAGAUCAAAUGAAAAAGAUAGCAAAGUAAGAACAUGAACGUAAUCAUGCGUAACAUACACCAAUCAAACAUAACGCCUACGCUUUUGUAAACUAUUUCUAAUCUUUCCAAAAAUACUACUGUUUAAAGUACGCCUAUAAUAUGUUUCUUACAGUUAAGUUUUCCAUUUUUAUCUAUUUAGCUGACUAUACAUUCCAGUUUAGGAGUUUAUCUUUACAAAUUAGAACCCGUUUAAGCUUCCCUCUAUCACUAUAUAAGAGUUUUUCUCGUUGCAAAGUGGCUGUCUUCCAGAGAAUUGAAAUUAUAGUUUCGGUCCGAUAAUGCUUCUACAACGAAAAUCGCGACGGCGAAAAAUAGUUUCAGGAGAGUGAUAUGAAAAACACCGAAUCAGCAUGUGAUAUCAGUUUGCACCACAUGUACAGAUAUAUAUUCGAAAAAUAGAUAUUAUUAUACGUGCAUAAUUAUUAUUGGUAGCGCUAGUUGUUGUUGUUAUUGAUGUUGUCUUUACAUGGAUUUGAA